UAUUAAUUAUGUAUUUUAUGUGAUUUAUUUUAUUUUAUUGAGUCUGUGGGUUCGGCAAUCAGGCGCAUUGGUGGUUAUUGUACUGCCACGUCGAUAGGCGGCACUGCUGCACAUAAUAGCUGGUUUCAUGACCGCCAUUAUUUCAAAAGAAGAGCGAAAUCAUGUUUACACGGGUACGUUUGUAGUUGCUUAAUAACCACGUGUUACUAUUUUAUCGCGCACAAAACACCUACCCAACGUGUAUGUGUGAAAUGGAGAACGGUGACGAGGACGUGGAAGAGGAUGGAAGCGAGUGGAUGAGCAGUUUUACGGAUUUAGCAGCAUCAUUUAGCCUAGCUGCUUCUGGUCCAAGCCUUAAUACGACGUCACCAGUACUUACCAAAAGAGUCAUUCUGCAUUUUGAUCUGGACUGCUUCUAUGCCCAGGUGGAAAUGAUUAGAAACCCAGCACUGAGGAAUGUUCCAUUAGGUAUUCAGCAAAAGAACAUCAUGGUCACCUGUAACUAUGUAGCAAGGGAACAGGGCAUCACCAAGCUGAUGUCCCUGUCCGAUGCUAAGGAGAAAUGUCCUCAGCUGGUGCUGGUUAAUGGAGAAGAUCUGACACCCUACAGGGAAAUGUCCUACAAAGUAACAGAGUUGCUGAUGUCCUACUGUCCUUUGGUGGAGAGGCUUGGAUUUGAUGAGAACUUCAUGGAUGUCACUGAGAUGGUGGAGAAAAGGCUCGCACAGGAACCACAUUUAAGUAGCUGUUCAUUCAAAGGACACGUCUACAACCAUUCCAGUGCGGGCAUAACAGCCAAAGAUCAUCCAAGGUUAUCUUUAGGUUCCCACAUCGCAGAAGAGCUAAGAGAAAAAAUCUACAGCGAACUGGGCCUGACUGGUUGUGCUGGCAUUGCCUCAAAUAAGUUACUGGCAAAACUGGUUUCAGGCACCUUCAAACCCAAUCAGCAAACCAGCUUGCUCCCAGAGAAUGUCAGUGAUCUUAUGUGCAGUCUGAGCAGUCUCCGCCAAGUACCAGGUGUGGGACACCAGACUGCAAAAAGGCUUCAAGCUCUUGGUUUGGUCAGUGUGAAGGAGCUGCACGUCUUCCCGAUUGCUGACUUGGUGAGAGAGUUUGGAGGCCCCAGUGCGCAUCGUUUGAAGAAUCUGGCUCUUGGUAUUGAUGAGUCAGUCAUCACCCCAACAGGGGCACCUCAGUCUCUCAGUGAUGAAGACUCCUUCAAAAAAAUAUCAUCAACCAAAGAUGUUUUGGAAAAAAUUCAAGAACUUCUGAGCAGUCUCCUGGAGAGGAUGCACAAAGAUGGCAGACAGCCUCAAACCUUCCGGCUAACCAUUCGAAGAUACUCGGCAACCAACAAGUGGUUUAGUCGUGAGAGCCGGCAGUGUCCAAUUCCAAAUCACACUGGACAGAAGAUCACAUCUGGACAUAUUGUUGAUGCUGUUGUCCAGCUGCUUCCUUUGGCCAUGAAGCUCUUCCAUAAGAUGAUUGACAGCAGUGCAUCCUUCCACCUCACUCUCAUCAAUGUGUGCUUCACCAACCUGCAGACCAAGGAACUCCCUGUCAGUGGAAAGGGCUCAAUUACAGCUUUUUUCACGAAGGACACAUCUCUCAGAAAAUCACAAAAUGUCUCUCAAAAUCAGGAAGGCUCCUCUCAAAGUGCGGAGAGUCAUUGCACAGAUCAUCGAUUCAGCACAGACUGCACGAUUACUUCACCAAAGACAGACACUGAAGCAGAUGCCAGCUGUAAGGCAGCAUUACAUGGAUUCAUAACCACACAGAGCUCAGUUGUUUGUGCAGGGUCACCCCAGCUUCCCAAUGCAUCAUGUAGUACAGCGAGUUCAGACUGUGCUGAAGCCCAAAAUACUCUAAAAAAGACAUUGCCCCCAUAUGUUGACCCAGAAGUGUUCAGGCUCCUUCCAGAGGAAAUCCAGAAGGAAUUGUUAAGUGCUGGCUGUGCACACACCUUCCCUACCACUCUCAGGCAGACCUCCAGCCCAUGUGCACCAACUGCAGUCUGUGAUACCUCCAGUUUAUCAAGAAGGACGUCUCUGCAGCACCCCACACCAUUCACGCACACUUCACCAUCUUCUGCCAACUCCCAAAAUCCUAAAGACAGAAAAGCUGAUGCCAAAAAAUCUGAUUUGUCUGACAGAGCGACGGCUGUGAAUAAAGAGUGGCCUCCAGGCCCAAGUGGUUUUUCUGGAGAAAUGACCAUGAAUGAGCAGGCUCUGUCAUACCCCUCGUCUUGUGACUGUGAGUUCCCAGUAGAUGUGGACCCUAAGGUGUUUUGUGAGCUUCCACCAGAUGUCCAAAGGGAGUUGAUGUCUGAAUGGAAGCAACACAAGCCCGUCUUAAAGAGCGCCCCAUUUAAGAAACCAUGGAGGAGCUUACAGAUCAGAGACAAGAAGACCGCUAGCAAAAACAGUCAGGCUAACAGUUUGCUGAAGUAUUUCAAGCCCGGUUAAUUAAAAAAUGAUUUUUUGUGAGUGAAGAUAAUUUGAGGUAGGUCAAAUUAGAUGUGUACAUUCAAGACUGAUGGAGAAAAAUUAAAUUCUGCAUGCACAAGGUUUUUUUUAUUAAACAUUUUUAAAGUUUUGCAUUGUUGAUGUCUGUUUUAGGAAUCUGUCAGCAUAAAACUGUGCUGUA
Messenger RNA from Thalassophryne amazonica, 2646 nucleotides. RefSeq names its product polymerase (DNA directed) iota (gene poli). Bases 243 to 2465 code for a protein of 740 amino acids. Gene Ontology annotation, molecular function: DNA-directed DNA polymerase activity; damaged DNA binding. The transcript is spliced from 10 exons. NCBI's taxonomy places the organism in Eukaryota, Metazoa, Chordata, Actinopteri, Batrachoidiformes, Batrachoididae. The record is from RefSeq and is a predicted model, not a curated record. Gene Ontology annotation, biological process: translesion synthesis.